Messenger RNA from Chionomys nivalis (European snow vole), 2892 nucleotides. RefSeq names its product polypyrimidine tract-binding protein 3. NCBI's taxonomy places the organism in Eukaryota, Metazoa, Chordata, Mammalia, Rodentia, Cricetidae. The record is from RefSeq and is a predicted model, not a curated record. The transcript has a single exon. Gene Ontology annotation, cellular component: nucleus. Gene Ontology annotation, molecular function: mRNA binding. Gene Ontology annotation, biological process: regulation of RNA splicing; mRNA processing. The coding region runs from base 191 to 1765 and encodes 524 amino acids.
UCCACCUCCGACCGGCCGGAGCUGCGGAGCGGCUCCGCUCGCCGGUCCCCGGAGCCGCCGCUUGCUUUCCCCCCACCCCCGCCCGCGGCGAGCCCGUCAAUCCCCGCACGACGCGCUCCUCCAUCUGGGCCAUGGAUGGCGGGGAUCUGAUGAGCUUCUUUCUCCUGGUGUCAUUAACGGACCUUCUACCAUGAGCAAUUCUACUCCUUCUGCAGGUGUGUAUGCUAAUGGGAAUGACAACAAGAAAUUUAAAGGAGAUAGACCUCCCUGUUCGCCUUCCCGUGUUCUCCAUCUUCGCAAAAUUCCAUGUGAUGUCACCGAAGCAGAGGUCAUAUCAUUAGGUCUACCAUUUGGCAAAGUAACUAAUCUUUUGAUGUUGAAAGGAAAAAGCCAGGCCUUUUUAGAAAUGGCUUCUGAAGAAGCUGCUGUUACUAUGGUAAAUUAUUACACUCCUGUUACUCCUCAUCUACGAAGUCAGCCUGUUUAUAUCCAGUAUUCCAAUCACCGAGAACUUAAGACUGACAAUCUGCCUAAUCAGGCUAGAGCCCAAGCUGCACUGCAGGCUGUCAGUGCUGUACAGUCAGGAAACCUGUCCCUUCCUGGAGCUCCUUCCAGUGAAGGCACAGUGCUACCUGGGCAGAGUCCUGUGCUCCGGAUAAUUAUUGAAAACCUAUUUUACCCUGUCACUUUGGAAGUUCUUCAUCAGAUAUUUUCUAAAUUUGGCACAGUCUUGAAGAUUAUCACCUUUACAAAGAAUAAUCAGUUUCAAGCCUUGCUUCAGUAUGCUGACCCACUGAAUGCACAUUAUGCCAAAAUGGCUUUGGAUGGCCAGAAUAUCUAUAAUGCAUGCUGCACUCUGCGUAUUGACUUCUCCAAACUCACCAGCCUUAAUGUGAAAUACAAUAAUGACAAAAGCAGAGACUUUACUCGCAUAGACCUUCCUACUGGAGAUGGUCAGCCACCCCUUGAACCUCCUAUGGCUGCUGCUUUUGGUGCACCAGGUAUAAUUUCCUCUCCAUAUGCAGGGGCUGCUGGAUUUGCCCCCACCAUUGGAUUUCCUCAAGCUACAGGUCUGUCUGUUCCAGCUGUUCCUGGAGCCCUUGGUCCCCUCACACUCACCUCCUCUGCUGUCACUGGAAGGAUGGCCAUUCCUGGGACAAGUGGCAUACCAGGGAAUUCUGUUCUGCUUGUCACCAACCUCAAUCCUGAUUUUAUCACACCACAUGGACUUUUUAUCCUAUUUGGAGUGUAUGGUGAUGUCCAUCGAGUGAAGAUCAUGUUUAACAAGAAAGAAAACGCUUUGGUGCAGAUGGCAGACGCAAGUCAAGCUCAGCUCGCAAUGAACCAUCUAAGUGGUCAGAGACUUUAUGGAAAAGUACUUCGUGCUACACUGUCCAAACACCAAGCAGUCCAGCUCCCUAGAGAGGGACAGGAAGACCAAGGUCUGACUAAGGACUUCAGCAAUAGUCCCCUGCAUCGCUUUAAAAAGCCCGGCUCAAAGAACUUCCAGAAUAUCUUCCCGCCGUCAGCCACUCUACAUCUUUCCAACAUCCCCCCUUCUGUUACAAUGGAUGAUUUGAAGAACCUUUUCAUAGACGCUGGAUGCUCAGUGAAGGCUUUUAAAUUCUUUCAGAAGGAUCGUAAGAUGGCACUCAUUCAGUUGGGGUCUGUGGAAGAAGCAAUCCAGGCCCUUAUUGAGCUUCACAAUCAUGAUCUUGGAGAGAAUCAUCACCUCAGAGUUUCCUUCUCAAAGUCCACCAUCUGAGCUCUCUGUGAAUGUUCUCCUGAAACUGGACCAUAAUUUCAGUAAAGUCUUCAGGCACAAACUUUAGCAGCUCAAGACCAAUUCUGCCUCUUUCACAAAAGUAACUCUUUGGGAGUUUGAUUAAUAUUCAAGUACAUUCAAAACAAGAGAUAUUCCUUUUUUUCUCCAAUUUUUCCCACCAAUGUUGAUCAAAGGUUUGCUUUUCCUUUGUACUGCAGUUUCUAUGAAAAUAACUUUCAGGAAAAAAGAUCAGGAAAAUAUUUUUUAAAUAAUUUAAUUCCCUGAAUUAGAUUUCAAAAGGAUAGACUUUGUUUAAGUUUGGGUCCAGAUCAGCCUUACAUGACAUUUCUAGUAUCCUUUGUACUUUGAGGAAUUUAGGCAUACAGACUUUUACAAUUUCUUGAUGUAAUUUAAACCACUUACAACCAAGUUUUUAACUUUAUGAUUCAGCAAUUUCCCUGUAGAAAAUGAUGUUCACUUAUAAAUUAUAUCAGAUAUUUGCAUCUAUUGAUAGUUAUUAUACAUAACCACAUGGAGUUAUAUUGGAAGCAGGUUUAUAAACAUGCAUGCUUUCUUUCAGUGAUUUUUUUUUCACUGUAUGUCACUCCUUUGAAUAAUGCAUAUCUUCUCUUUCAAAGACUUUUUGGAAACGCAAAGUGUUGCAAUUGUCCCAGGGAAACAGAAGUGGAAUUCAGCCUAGAUCUGUUACAAUAUCAGAAUAGUGAACCAUUUUAGAAAAAAAAUUAUGUUUUGAAUUUCAAAAUGACAUUUGUCAAGUAAUGUAAUAUGAUCUUGGAAAAUUUUAAAAGAAAAGUAAUCCUACUUUUUUAUAAUUGUUUUCAGAAAAAAAGUUUACAGUCUUAAGGAAAAUAUUCAGGUCUAUCAUAUGGUUUGACAGAUUUUUUAAAAGUUAUUUUUGGUAAGGUCUUCUUUUAGAAAAAAAUCUCAAGGGUUUUUUGUACCACUAUAAUCUCUAAUACUCAGAAUUACUGUGUAUUUACUUAAUUUCUUAUUAUGUGCCUUAUUAUGUGCUUAAGAUAUAAUAGAUUAGAGUUUUAUCUAAAUAUCUAGAAAGAUAAAUUGUGGGCUUGGUGAGCAUUCUGUUAUUUCUUUCCUUGUCUUGGAUU